CGCUGCGGUAGACUACAACACCACUGCAGCACAACACGGCAACACGACAAUCGCUCCGUACACCAGCACAAGAAUCCGACAUGCCUCCAAAACGGACGAGGAAGCUUGAGAUUUUCGCCGACAGUGUUGCGCCCACGAGAUCCUCGCCGAGAAACAAGCGAAAGCAGCCCGACUCCGAUGCCACCGUCGCUGCCGAAACUGGAUCCGGACCGACGCCAAAGAGACCCGCCCUCGGUGCGAAGACUGCCAAUUCGCGGGACACAAAACGUCGUCGGGAGGCCGAUACCAAGGUCGAUGCCAAGGUCGGAGCCGUCAAGCACGAAACGGCAGAGUCGUUGCCGUUGCCAGCGUCUCAAUUAGCACCGUCAUCGCCCCACAAUACGGUGUCCCAGAAGGCUACAUCCCCCGUUCCAGUCUCGAAGGCUGCCCACAAGCAAGGCUCCGAGAUUCGCAAGCAUCUGGAAGGCCACUCCUCCGACAUUGAGCAUCUGAAAUCUCUCAUCGACGAGGAUGAGAUUCAGGAAGCUUCCGACUUUGUCUCCCUCAAAAGGCUUUGGACACCCGCGCUGCUCACCACCUUCGCCGACACCCGGAUCGCCAAGCUGGACCUCAGCUCCCCCGCCAGCGACGGCAGCUUCUCGAUCCCCGCCUUCCCGUCCACGCAGCUCCUCGCUCCGCUAUUCAGCCCGAACCGUUUCCUGAAGCUCAGCACCAUCAUACUCCGCAACACAACCGUGUCGUCCGAUGACAUCGCACUGCUCCGCGUGCUCCCCUCGCUCGCCGUCCUCGACCUCACCGGCACCGGAAUCUCGAACCUAGCUCUCCACUACAUAGUCUGCCACCGGCACACACUGACCUCGCUCAACAUCUCGAACAACCCGUCGAUCAACGACGAGGCGCGGCUAACGAUCCGCCCCUUGCACCGUCUCAAGAGCCUCUACCUCCGGGGCACCAACCUAUCGCUACCCGCGCUGCGGCGUCUCGCGCUGGACGAUCUCGCGCCGGGCUGCAGAUUGCUCAGCAUCCCUGCGCACGCCAUCACCACGAUCAACAACCUGCACGAAAAGUACUGUGUCGAGAUCCCGGCGGGCUACAUCGAGGAUCCGGACAAGGUCGAUGCGAUGAGCCUGCUGGUGCUCAAGCGCAACCUCGAGCUCCACGCGAAGUGUAACAAGGACGUGCAGGUCACUGGUACGAAGGUAGAGCUGGUGCAUCGUCUGAAAACCCUCCUGGAGAAUCGCAAGGCGGAUCAGAAGAUCAUUGCGAUUCUGGGGAGGGGCGAGGCUUGAUGGGGUUUUCUUGCGUGCUGGCGACAACUUGACAUACAUUUUAGUGGCGUUUGUGCUUUCUUGUCGUUUCUUCUCUUCUCUUCUCUGGCAUUUACAUGAGCUGGCGUUCCUGAUCGCCUUU
Molecule: messenger RNA, 1410 nt
Organism: Tricharina praecox
Lineage: Eukaryota; Fungi; Ascomycota; Pezizomycetes; Pezizales; Pyronemataceae
Exons: 2
Coding region: 81-1289 (402 amino acids)
Source: RefSeq, a predicted model, not a curated record